ACAAGCAUCACAUUCUGUAUUCAUUCUACUUCAAAAUCACAUCCCUGGCCCCGCACGGACGCCUCUGUGUACACAACAGUAGCUUGUUGCGCUGUGUGCAGGCUUUGUGGGAGUAGUCAGCUCGGAGCGCAAAGGUAAGGCGGCGCAAUACCAUGCGAUUACUAAUAACAAAGGCGUUACGGGCGAGCAGGGGGCAUUAAAGGGGGCACUGCACAAUGCUAUUCAGGGCGAGUAAAACUCUGCCAAACUUUGACCUGGAUAUCUCUAUUUUCCAGUUGUCGUUGUCUUGCAGGAGCUACAGUAGUUGAUGGUGUCUGGCUGUUAUCUCACGGCAUUAUAGGACCGUGUCACAUGUAGGCUAUGGAGACCAAGUUGUGUAUCGAGAUGACAUGGGUCUGCUGUGGAUGCAGUCGCCUCUCCAAACGCUGACUCCAACUAUAUAAGAAGUGAUGCAUUUCAAUUGCAGACACGUAUUUAACGUCAUCUGAAUGGCGCAUCGGACCUUACAUUAACCCGGCAAAUGAGAACAUCACCCUUGACUGUGAUCGACUGCCAUCCUCCCGUCGUUUGUUGUAGAAUAAUUCCUCACUUCUACCAAGAUGGAUGAAUAAUGCGCUUGAUUUUUGAUCCACGUUCGCCCCCCGUCGCCUUCCCAGCCUCGACAUUCAAUACUGACCAGGUGAACCACGAACUUACACGGGACAUCCUCUCUGCCGUAAACCAUGGCGGCCUAAAUAGGGUCGAUAAUCUCCAAUAUGACUCGCAGAUGGAUGACCAUGUAGCUAUGCCCACUUUGAAGACGACAUACUUAAAAAAUAAAACAGGCCUUCGAAACCAACAACGUGCCUUCAUCGGCGCUAUAUCGCAGUUAUCGUAGUGCAUGUGUGGAAUACCACAUCCCUGCUCGACAGAUUUGUAAUCGCAUUUAUAACAAGUUUUUAAACCCCACAGCUUCAGACACCCGACGUGGAGCCUGUGAACCAAACUCGUCUAUAAUUGGUGAAGCCAAAGCAGCCGGUCACUACCGGGAUAGCUCUUGCGCGGUCGCUGAGGUCUCCGGGUUACCCCGGCUCAGACACAAUGCGAUGGGUCAGCUGCCGACUUUGUGAUAGUCCUCCUUUAUUCCUACACGGUUCUCUCCGGCGUUCCCCUUAAUACUGAUCGGUGUUUUCGGUUUCCUAAUUUCACAUUUGGCCAUCUGUCAACGAUUUGGCUGCUUGCACGCAGCCAUUAGCUACUGAGCGAAUGGCGAAGGGCAUGUUAGAGGCUCUCUCACACACCGAUCCACUCCGCGAUAGGGAAGCGGCCAAAUAGUUUCUGCUCGUACUGCUCUCGUCGGAUGCACAGGGUCGUUGUCCUGCACCGCUUUAGUGGCCGGGAACGAGCCGGAUCGUGCGUGCUAGUAAACAAACUCUUUGAGCCAGCCUCGCUGUGUGUGCACGGUUAUUUCCUCAUCACCACAAGUGUUGAGAAAAGUAGGAAAUUUGUUGGCCUAAAGGAGUGGAUACCCUUGUAAACAGCAGGCCUGCACUGCUUUCAGCAUUCAGCAUAUCACUGUAUUUCAAGGAAAACUCUCACCUGACUGACUCAGCUACCCCCUGAGGUAUGUUGUGUUGAAGAAACACCUAUGCAGGUGGAUCCUACACUAAUGAAUGUAGGGGAUGGAGGCACGGUGAGCAGAGAGAUCAGUGCUCCAAAAAAAGCGUCUACUAGUAUGGUGGGAAAUCCCCCCCAGACGCUGCCCCCUGAGUUUCGAGGAGAUGUUACCCUCAGUCAGCAAAACAAGACUACUCCAACAACAGACUGUAAGACAGCGAAAGCCUGCCUGGACACUAGUAAUUACAACCACAGCCCUGAGCUUUCUCCACCUCAGCAGCCCAACAAUGCACCGAUGUCAAGCUCAGCCCUCACCGGCUCAGAGAAGAAAGCAGACAAAGGGGCAGAGACCGCUAAACUCAAGGUCGACGGUGUUGGGGUCUUCCCCGCUACUCAGUGGUCAGGUGGCGUGAAAGUCAGCCGGGAGGGCUCACUCAACCCCUGUCACAGCAGUGUGACAUCCAGCAAGAAAUUACACCUGCAAACCCAAGCUGUGCAAAGUGUUCCACCUGGGUUUCAGUGCUCUACCAUGUUUAAACCACCCCAGCCUGUUGCCUUCCUUCCUUCUACAAAUUUUUCCUCCCCACUUUGUAAAAUCACUCUUCCACCAGCACUGGGUCAGAUUGCAGCUUUGAGAGAAGCUACAGCCAGUCAGUUUCAGAAAGAAAUUCAGCCUCAAAGCUCAGGGGUUGGAGGAACACCUCUCAUGCGUACCUAUCCCUAUCCGUUCUCUAUGGGCCGGGCACCAGCUGGAGAGAAAAAGCCAGGCACAUCGACCUCAAAACUUAAAUCUAACCUUUCAUCGAGUAAGAAUUCCAAAUAUGUAGGAGAGCAUAAAUCUUUAGCCUCAGUGGUAGCCUCACCAGCUAUCACCCUACCGUUGCAGCACCCAUCAUUAACUUCUGCAGCACCCACCCAUUACACGUUAUCUCCCACUGCUGCCAUUUGUUGUGGCCCUGCGCUGGCCAGCAUCACCUCUCAGAGCAGACUGCUAAACCAUGUGGAGAAAGGCAACAGCAUAGACAAGACAACCAUGGGCUCUCUUAAAACAACCUCGUCCUCUGCUUCAGAGGAACACACCGCUUGCCUAAUUGAACCAAGAGAUGUCCCUCUUGAUUUGUCUGCUAAAUCCAAACGUCCAAAAUGCAUAAAUGACCCCCCAGUGUCUGUGAUGGAGCCACAUAAUAACGAGUCAAAUCAGAGAGAUUUUCUGAACUCAAAGAGGACUCAUUCUACAACUUAUAACUCAUCUGUGCAAUACCCUAUUUUACUAAAUACCCACAGGAAUGGAUCUCAUCAAAAGCAUAUAAAUAAGCCUCAGAAUCACCAGGUUCCAGAGCCCAAACCAACCUGGGGUAAGGGAUCUUCACAAGACUCCAUAAAAAACAUUCCUGGAACCUAUGUAGGUGUGGCUAGCCCCAUACUGGCUUCAACUCUGCGGGGCAAAGAUGGAAAAGGGACUUUUGCUGAUGAAUUUCAAAGUUUUGCAAAGCAGGAGUUUAUAUCUAUAAUUGACCAAGGGGAACAUCUGGCCUCAGGAGGAAAGAAGCCAUCCUCUCUGAUGAAGGGCAACCAACAUGCUUACAGUGUCAAGCAUGUUAAAAACACCAGCACAGCCAUAGCUACGAAUUGUCCCUCUAAAGGAGCCCCGACAACUGCCCUGUCAAGCUCUGCCAGCACUCAGAUUCAUCAGAAAUCUGCACCUGGCAAAACAGCGGUGCCAUACUCUACCACUGUUGUCAGUCCGGUUUGGCAACAGCCUCCUCACGUUCCUCAUCAAGCCUCGUCUGUUCAGAGAAAGGUCACACAAGGAUCUCCGAAGACCAAGGGCAGCAGAGUUACAGAAGGAUCUAAGUACAUGAGUGCUCAUCAUAGCCCUUCCAAACAUGAGGAUGAUAAGUGGGAGAGAUUAAAGUCUCCCUUGUCUAACCUUGCAUCCAUUGUAAAGCAGCAGACUCUUGAAACCACAGCACUGGCAGCUGAGGGUAAUACUCAAGCCUCACCUGUCACAUCAAGAAAAUCUGAUGUUUUGAAUCCGCUCGCCGGGAGCCGUGACACCCAAUCCAAACAUUCUUCUGCUUAUGAGUACCCACCAUACUGGUCGGUGGAAAAAUGGCCUGGUGUGCUAUCUCAAGGGGAUCCAACUCAAGCUAUGAAAAGACUUGAGAAGGUGUACACCGCUGAGCCUCUGGAGAAUAACACUGAGCUACACACCAGUCAUGUAGAACACAUGGGACUACAAGUGAAGCAAGGCUCUUCAAAACCUGCUAGCCAGUCUUAUCUCUUUGGGAGCAAUGCAUCAGCAAAUGGGAAUAGGAUGGAGAGCAAACUAGCCCAGGUGUUAGAGGGGGAGCUACUGAAGAAAGAAAGUGGGGCGUCAGACAGUCCUCCCAGUGAAACACUGGAGGGCACGGUGGCAUCUAUUCUUACAAGCCAGUGUGCGGGAGGAGGUGACAAGUUUGAAAAGAAAACGAACCGAGCCAAAGAGGAGUCACCAACCAAAGCAAAAGCUGCUACCACCAAGCAAAAGAAAACUAGUCCUAAGGAGCCAGCAAAGGAGAAGCCACCAACAGAGCCACUGAAGAAGGCUGCAGGAAAGAAAAAACAAGACGCAGAAAACAGUCCAGCCAAAGUGUCUUGCCAGAAGAAGCACAAGAAAUGUGCACCUGUGCUGGAGCAGAGUCUAUCUGCCCCUGGGCUGGAGCAGAGUCUAUCGGCGGGAAAACUUUCCCCGCCGAGUAACGAGCCAAUUGCAAAGGACAAGAUCAGCUCCAACAACGCUGAGCAACCAACCCCCAACAAACCAGUUACAGAUAACGGCAGCAGUCCUCAGCGUGUAGAGAGGCCAGUCUCUCUCAAUAGCUCUGCUACAUCCAGUAAGGACACCGACACUAUAGAGAGCUCCUUCCCAAGACUUAGGAGAGGACGACGGCGAGCUGAUGAGGCUCGACUUGACCUCUGGGGCUUUGCAACGCCUUCCCCUCCACCACCACCAAUGCCUCCUCCCCCAAUAUCCCCGACACCUCCUAUGACUCCCACUCAACUCGCUCGCCGUCCAAGAGGGAGGCCUCGCUCAAACCCCCUGCCGGAGCGGGUAUACCAGGGCAAGGGCAAGACAGUCAGCUCAGGGGGUGACACACCUGCACAUAAGAAACGCCGGCGAUGUCGUAGCAAAAAGUAUCAGAGUGGCGAAUACAUCACAGAGAAAGAAAAGCUGGAAGAUGCAGAGCGCCUGGAAGAAUUGGACUCACUGAGGCAGGACGGUGGAACUCCAGCAGAUCCACAGGUAGAUCAGUGCCCAAGUCCCACUGCCCCCAGUCCAGAGCCUCCUUCACGGAGACCCUCGUUUACUCGCUCCGGAGCGGUGCGCUAUCAGGAGAGCGAGGUGUCUUCGGAGCGCAAUGACAAGCCUUCAGGGAAGAGAAAGUUCAAAAGCAAGCACUUAUGUGACAGUGAUGAACAGAAGAGUAAGGCCAAACGCAGCAGCUUGGGCAAGCGUGGCGCCUCACUUGCCCUGGAUGAUGAUGGUGCUGUUACAAAAAGAACAGGUAGCCCCCCACCCACUCCAAAAUGUUUGCCAUCACCUCCAUCCAGUAAGAAAGGCUCACCUGGAAGAAGCAGUAAGGCAGAGUCACGACACAAAAGACCUGUUCCUCCAGAGGUACGACGGCUGAUUGUCAAUAAAAAUGCUGGGGAGACCUUGCUGCAGCGUGCUGCCCGCUUAGGCUAUCAGGAUGUCGUUCAGUACUGUCUUGAAAAGGACAUCAGGGAGGUGAAUCGGCGCGAUAACGCUGGCUACACAGCUCUCCAUGAGGCGUCCUCUCGAGGCUGGACUCAGAUUGUCCAGAUGCUGCUGAAACACGGUGCAGAUGUCAACUGUAGUGCCCAGGAUGGAACACGGCCCCUUCAUGACGCAGUAGCAAGUGAUAAUCUUCCAGUAGUCUGGUUGCUUCUGAACCACGGUGCGGACCCAACCCUGGCCACCUACUCUGGACACACACCUGUCAAACUGGCACAUAGUCCGAGCAUGAAGACCUUCCUCACAGAAUAUUUCACAGACCUGGAAGGCCGCAGUGAACUGGAUCCCUGUUUAGCCUGGGAGUUCUACAGCAGCUCCCUGUUUGAGACCGACCAGGAGCCGUGCUGGGACUUCCUGUUGUCUGAGCAGAAUCAGGAGCUGGAGGAGAAUGUAAUGGGGAUGACUGAGCGGGACUCGGACAAAGACUGCCUUCUGUUUGAGUUCUCCGACGAGCCUCUCCUACCCUGUUAUCAUGUUCAGGUGUCAUUAACCCAGGGCUUCUGUAACUGGUUUCUACUGACUGAUGUUCUGAAGCGUCUGAAGAUGUCAGCGCGGAUCUUCCGAGCACGUUAUCCACACAUGGAAGUGGUGAGUGUGUCGCGGGCUGAGCUCUGGAGGCAGGUAUCAGUCAGCCAGGUGAGCGCCGCUUUAGCCUCACCCUACAGAGGCAAAAUCAAGGAGGAGGAGGAGGAGGAGAAGGAGGAGGAUGAAGAGGGACUUGUGGAUCUGGUGCACUGUGUACCAGAACUCCAAAGACUACUGGGCUCCUCUAUUCACAUCCUACAAGAGGACGAGGAGGAAGAGGAGGAGAAGGAAGAGACGCUGACAAAGACAGGGAAGCCUUGCGGCCGAUAGCCUCUGCAUCGCAUCCCUCCACCAUGAAGUUUCUAAUGUGUCAGCCCAAGUUCCUCCUGCAAGCAGCAGCUCAAAGGAAACCUCUCCAUCCAUUGUAACGAGGAUCAUGGGUUUUAACUCCAGCUAGAGACCGAUAACCUUUGACCUCAGACAGAAGGUGAUUAAGUGAUCACAAGGACGUGCACACGGGAGUGGUCAUUGCUGGGAAGCAGCUUUCAGGUUCCUAUCUAUAGGUAUAUUUGAAUACAUGAAAACUAUUGAGCAGACCUUUUUUAUUGAUUAUGUAUGUACCUGUACAUGGUAGUGUAUAUGUAUAUCUUGCCAUCAGGGUUAACACAUUUGGUUAUAUAAAUCUAUUAUUGUGGCAAGGUGUGGAUUAAGUUUAGGACUUUUUGUUUGAUUUUGUUCCUGAGGGAAAGCGUUAUUUUCCAAUGGGAGAUAAUCCAAGGCUUUUUCUCUUGGUGAACUCUUAUGUAAACCUAAGACGCUUAAGUCAGGGAGGCCAUUGGCCCAGAUGGUUUCUCUGUCAACCUGGGAGACCCGGAGACCUGCAGAGGAGAGACCACAGCACAUACUAAUCAAACACUCACCCACCCAGCUCAGAGCCUCAUUUCAAUUUCCUCCUUUCUUUCAGUUUUCAAGAGAUCAUCACUGGAUGGACCCCAACAGCUUAGGUUGUUUAUUUCCCUUUGUAUUUCACAAAGUCAGCCAGCACAGCACUCACCUGUACUGGUUCCUACUCGUAGUAUGAAAUGAUUUGGAGCUUGACACAGAGCUUGUUUACAGAACUGGACAGACAGCAGUGGUCUCCACUCUCCAGGUCGCACUCCUCAUGAACUGAUGCAGAUUCCUGUGGAUCUCCCUCUGAGAAAAAGCUGUACCAUCUCUGGAGACCGGAGCCUCCUCCCGUGUCCGAGGACCCGCGAUGCCCUCGUAACUGCAGCCACGGCCGUCCCCCAUCUCCCCAUACGGUGUUUCCAGAUCCCAGAGUGCUUUGUGUUGCAGUGUUUUAUUUACACUGUUUGUUGUGCUUAAUUUAAUAGUCAUUAAUAUAUUUGACCUCUUGUGUAUCUGACAAGUCUAUCUAUGAAACAGUUGCUUUGUAUGGUUGGUGCUUCAUUUUGAAAUGUACUGGUUAGGAUCCCUUUAUUCUAAGAUUUUCCUCCCUCCAUUCAAAAAGGCAAAAGUACAGUUUUAUUGUACUGGUGCUAAGAUAGAUUUUGUGUUGACAAUCAGUGAAGUUUUGGUUUGAGGUCACAAGUUAAUAAAAGAUAUUUAAGAUGAAAAGAAAAGUAUAGUUUAGUUAAAGAAAUGGGAUACAGCAAGACUGAACGACUGAGCAGUGUGUGAGAUCUUGACAGAGCCUUUUAUUUGAUUCUUUUAUAAGAAAUCAAGAAUAAAGCAUGAUUGUGAAUCAUAGUUUUAUCUCUUGCCACUUUUAUCUUUUGCUACUUAGAUUAUUAUAAUGAACAAAAUGUUCAGAGUAAGAUUCUCCUUUAGGCAUGCUGCAAAUGAUCCUUUUGGCCUCAUUUUACUGAAUAAAUCUUUUUUUAAAUGACAGAAUUUGUCCCUCAGCGAUAAAGUACAAAGAACAAUAACACUGAUCUGUGCUGAGGAAAACCCUGAGGAAGCUCCGUCACUUAUCUUUGGCCUCA
Molecule: messenger RNA, 7905 nt
Organism: Monopterus albus (swamp eel)
Lineage: Eukaryota; Metazoa; Chordata; Actinopteri; Synbranchiformes; Synbranchidae
Gene: bcorl1
Product: BCL6 corepressor-like 1
Exons: 12
Coding region: 1628-6250 (1540 amino acids)
Biological process (GO): negative regulation of transcription by RNA polymerase II
Cellular component (GO): nucleus
Molecular function (GO): protein binding; transcription corepressor activity
Source: RefSeq, a predicted model, not a curated record